AUGGCAGCCAAUUCCCUCAUCCCGGACUUCCAAUUCACCAACCUUCUCAAAACGGAUUCACAGGGACGUCGAAUCAUCCUUCAAGGAACCAUCCWUGGCGAGUCCGCCCUCCUCAUCGCGGAACGCGGUGCCUUCUCCGUCGAGAAUGAAUACCUGGCAUCGUUCUCCCAGUUGAUGUCCCACAUUCAAAACCUCGGCGACAAUGACAUCUACCGCUGGUAUCUUGCCAACUCCAGCAACCCAUCGGGAAGUGCUCCACCGGAUCUCAAGAUCAACCUCAUCUACCCAUGCACCGAGAAGCACAUCCAAAAGCACAGUUUCCAACAAGCCCGCGUUGUGAUUGAGACGCCGGAAAUCUACGCCAAGUAUGUGCGACCUUAUAUGCAACUCUGUCGUGAAGAGGGACGAUUGAACUGGGUCUUCAACAUUAUUGAAGGCCGCAAGGAACAAGAGAACGUUCUCUUCCGCUCCAAUGAGACGGAUAAGAAAGAUGAAUUCCUCCUUCUACCAGACUUGAACUGGGACCGCACAACCCUCGGCUCGCUGCAUCUGCUUGCCCUCGUCUCGCGUAGAGACAUCUGGAGCGUACGAGAUUUGAAGAAAUCCGACGUUCCCUGGCUCCGUCAUCUACGAAACACUCUCGCGGAGACGGCGCAGAAACUCUACCCUGGUGUGGAUUCGGACAUGUUGAAGUUUUAUGUCCACUAUCAGCCAACUUAUUACCAUUUCCACGUCCAUAUUGUGCACAUCAAUCUCGACGCCACAGGUACCCAAGCUGUGGGCAAGGCUCUCGGAUUGGAUAAUGUCAUCUCCCAGCUGGAAACCAUGAGUGGUGGAGACGAGGCAGGAAUGCACUUGGUCGAUCUGAGCUAUACCGUUGGCGAAGCCAAUGAGCUGUGGACAAAAAUCUACUUGCCUUUGAAGGAGGGACGGGAGCCAACUGUCAGUGGCUGA
Ramularia collo-cygni is the source of this 954-nucleotide messenger RNA. Its product is annotated as probable mRNA decapping hydrolase. The transcript has a single exon. Gene Ontology annotation, cellular component: P-body; nucleus. Gene Ontology annotation, molecular function: hydrolase activity; RNA 7-methylguanosine cap binding. The record is from RefSeq and is a predicted model, not a curated record. NCBI's taxonomy places the organism in Eukaryota, Fungi, Ascomycota, Dothideomycetes, Mycosphaerellales, Mycosphaerellaceae. Bases 1 to 954 code for a protein of 317 amino acids. Gene Ontology annotation, biological process: deadenylation-dependent decapping of nuclear-transcribed mRNA.